GGCAUUGAUGUGAGUUCGUAUGAAACGAUAGAAAUUCUGCACAGUUUUUGCCCUGCUGGCUGUUGCUCUAGAGUGAUACAGCACAAAAUAAGUGGCGAAAUGCUUCCUCGGAAUGCCAGCAGUCUUCAGUGCUGACUUUCUAAUCGUUAGUUCUCCCAAAAUAAAAGCCUCCUGAGGAAAAUAAUUUUGUCUGUGCUUUGAGCUGGUCCAUGAGGAGAGAGGUGGAGUAAAAUGUCUGUGAAAGGCUGGGAUCGUGGCACACAAUGUAUAGCUAAGUGUGAUCACAAAACCUCUAAGAAAGAUGAGCUAUCAUUUCGCAAAGGAGAUAUCCUGACAAUUAUUGAGGUUGUUAAUCAGAAUAAGGGUUUGUUUCGGGCAAAGAAUAACAAGACCCAGGAGGAAGGGCUGAUAUCCAGAAACAAAUUACGUGAGCGUGAAGCCAUUCGGGUCGACCCCAAAAUCAGCCUCAUGCCGUGGUUCCAUGGGAAGAUCAGUGGCGAAGAUGCAGUGAAGGUGCUCCAGCCCGCAGAAGAUGGCCUCUUCCUGGUGCGGGAGUCCAUUCGACAUCCUGGUGACUAUGUGCUUUGUGUGAGCACAAAGGAGGAAGUCAGUCACUAUCGUGUUAUCUAUCAAGACAAUAAAUUAACAAUCGAUGAAGAAAACUAUUUUUACAACCUGAUUGAACUCAUUGAGUAUUAUAUGAAAGAUGCAUCUGGGCUCAUCACGAGGUUAACAAAACCUAAACUUAAGGAGGGCACAAAGUCAGCUGCAGAGGAAUUGUCAAAAGCUGGCUGGCUACUUAAUAUGGAGCAACUUAACAUAGGAGAUCAGAUAGGAGAAGGGGAGUUUGGAGCUGUGUUUCAAGCAGAAUACAUCGGGGAGGAGGUGGCUGUAAAGAACAUCAAAUGCGAUGUCAUGGCUCAGGCCUUCUUGGAGGAAACUUCUGUCAUGACUAAUCUGCAGCACAAGAACCUGGUGAAAUUAUUAGGAGUUAUCGUGGACAAUGGGCUCUACAUCGUGACUGAGUUCAUGAGCAAGGGUAACCUUGUCAACUACUUGAGAACCAGAGGAAGAUCAGUUAUCAAAACAAAAGAGCUGAUCCAAUUUGGGCUUGACGUCUGUGAAGGGAUGGAGUACUUGGAAUCGAAAAAGCUCGUCCACCGAGACUUGGCAGCUCGGAACAUUCUCGUCUCAAAGGAAAACGUUGCCAAAGUGAGUGACUUUGGACUGGCCAAAGGGGUGUCCAGCACUCAGGACCAGGCGAAGCUGCCAGUGAAGUGGACGGCACCAGAAGCACUGAAACAUCACAAAUUCUCCACCAAAUCAGAUGUCUGGAGUUAUGGAAUUCUUCUUUGGGAGCUGUUUUCGUACGGUCGAGCACCCUACCCUAAGCUGUCACUGACCGAUGUGUCAGAAAAAGUGGAGAAGGGGUACCGGAUGGAAUCGCCAGAUAAGUGCCCCACUCCAGUGUACGACAUGAUGAAAUCCUGCUGGGAGUACGAUCCUGGGAAACGUCCUACUUUUAAAAAACUCAAAGACAAACUGGAAAAGGAAGGAAAGAAAGAAUAUGUUUGAAGUAAAGACAAUAUGAAGGACUAUUUGAAAUUGUUAAAUUACCUUAAUAGUUUUUAUUGAACUAACAUUCCAAAAUGGGUUGCUUUCAAGACUGUUGGUUCAACUGAACAAUGAUACAGGAUAAGUAGUUAUUGAUUUUAUGUCUAUAUAUAUUAUAAAAAGAGAUAAAUGAAAAUGCCUUGUGCCUGCUAGAUUCUAGAAUUAACAUGUUGAUGAUUCUCAUGUUUGUUUAAUUGUAUCUUUGUCCUUUGAGAACUUGCUCAAAUUCUCUCUGUGCAGGGCUUAGGAAGACUUUACUCACGUGUGAGAUCAGAAGUUUGGGGACCAGUACGAGAUGCUUAAGCAAGUGUGAGCCCGCAGCUGCAGUGAUUCGCUAAAAACUCUUCACCAGUGGACCCAACUGCCCACUAUGGGCCUGGCAGUCAGCAACCCACCUCUGUUGCUGUUGGCUGGACACCUGUCAUUACAGGUAGCGCCGCACCUUCCUGUUACAGCCAGAAAAGCAGCAGUCUGCGGCAGUCAGUAAUAUAGUGAUCUGUUACAGGUAGCAAUGCACCAGCCUCUCACAUCAGAACUGCACCAGUCUAUAAAAGUAAGCAUUUCACUACCUCAUUAGUAGCCCAACAAAGUCAGUCCCAACCUCAGUCCAUCACAGACAGUACUAACCAAUCUGGUACAGCCCAUUACAGACAUCAUUGAACUAACUACCUUGCUACAACUGACACCCCAACACUGUUAAAGUCGGCACUGUUCCAUUGUUCCAACCCUUUUUGUUUGCAACUGGUCAUUUCAUUACAGUUAUCUAUCCAGUUAUAGGCCACACCACAUUGCUCGGUAGCAGGCACAAAUGUAAAAUCCAAUUAGAGACACAAGAGACCGCAGAAGCUGGAAUCUGGAGCAGCAAGCAAUAUGCUGGAGGAACUCAGUGGUCGAGCAGCAUCUGUGUUGUGGGGGUAGUGGAGAAAUUGUUAAUGUUUCCAGUCAAGUGCCUGCACCCAGACUGAGGAGUCCCAGGCCUCUCAGUCCCCCCCCCCCCCCCGCACCCAUUCUCAGGCUUGAUGAAGGAUUUCAAUGUGAAACGUUGAUAAUUCCUUUCCCCCAACAGAUUCCACAGACUCUGCAUAUUUAGCCAGAGAAUGACGCAUGCCAUCUGCCAAUUGCCUUAACACAGAGCUCUCCAAAUUGCAGGAGCAAGUGGUGCUGACUCUCAUUCCGCAGUGAGGACGUUAUUCUUUAAAUCAACUUUUGCCUUUCAUUUGCAGCCCUAAUUUUUGUUUCUGGAAGUCGUUGACAAAUAUUCCCGACUGCAGUUUGAUGAUCCCGAGCCCAACUUCACUGGGCUCCAUUUCCAUUUUGCUAUCCUGGGCGCCCAGUCAUACAUUCCUGCAUAGUAAUGUCAUUUUCCUAGACCUUUAGUUUCCCUGCCCCUAAACCCAUCCUCACUGUCCCAGAUUUUAGCUUUACUAUCUUAGAUGUCAGCCUAAUUAUUUAUGAACGUAGUGUACAGUAUGUAAAUAAAGGAUGUGUGCACAGAAUGUGCACAAUUAGCCACACAAGCAGGAUAAUUAAUGGAUUCAGUAAAAUGAUUUCUUAUGUUCUA
Molecule: messenger RNA, 3175 nt
Organism: Hypanus sabinus (Atlantic stingray)
Lineage: Eukaryota; Metazoa; Chordata; Chondrichthyes; Myliobatiformes; Dasyatidae
Gene: matk
Product: megakaryocyte-associated tyrosine kinase
Exons: 13
Coding region: 232-1575 (447 amino acids)
Biological process (GO): protein phosphorylation
Molecular function (GO): ATP binding; protein tyrosine kinase activity; protein binding
Source: RefSeq, a predicted model, not a curated record